AUGGGAAAUAUCAAAUCCGAACUAGAUCUAUUGAAACAAGAGAACUCCAGGCUUUUGGCUAGAAUCGCAGAAUUGGAACAGAUCGCGAAAGAAAAAAAUGAGCUUGAGGUUAGAAUUGUGGAAUUAGAACGAUCGGCAAAAGAAAAUAUUGAGCUUAAGGUUGAAAUCGCAGAAUUAAAACGAGCUGUUAAGAAUAUUGAGAAAAAUCAAACCGUUACUAAUGCAAGGGAUUCAUCUACUUCAUCCGAGAGUAAUUUUGAAGAUAAUAUUAAGGAGAAGAAACUUCGAGAUCGAAACUUAUCUUCGGAUAAUAAUUCACCAUGUGAUAUAAAAACUGUGUCCCAGGGAAACGAUCAAAUUCAUAUGGAAACUCGAAGCUCUGAUUCUCCUACUUCACAGACAGAGUUGCCAAAUUUUCCGGAAAAUGAAGAAUUAUAUUUAGAACCUGUUUCAGAGGAAUUAAUUGAAGUUGUUAGUAAAGAGCCAGAUAUACCGGUUCACAAUGAGAAUGGUAAACGCUUUGUUAUUGAGUUGGCUCAUUUGUAUCAAAAAGCACGAAAGGCUAAAAAGAAUACUAUAUACACGAAGCAAGAAGAAAUUUUAAGCUGGUAUUAUUAUGCGGAAGGUUUUGAAAAGAGGGUUGAUAUCUUAUCUAUUUCCCGAAAUAAUAAAAGAGCAGAUGACUUGGCGAGAAUUCAAGUUUAUGAUGAAAUCUGGAAUUGUCUUUCUGGUGUCUCACGUGAAAAUUUCCGCAAGCAAACUCAAAGAGCCUGUAAGAUUUAUAAAUUAUUUAACGGUAUAGGAAAGGAUAAGACCAAACGGGUUAAAUCUUAUAGCGCAAAUGGAAUAUCAAAACUUACUAACCCGCAAAUUCAAUAUAUUAUAGAAUAUUUCUCCAAGAAUACUGAAGAUGCUCUCGUAUCUAACAAGAUCAUAAUGGAAUGCACACCGCGCACCCCGGGUCUCGCCCUCACAUGGAUAAACCGUUUGACUCAGAUGAGGAAAGUAUUAGAUCAGUAUCCCGAUAUAUUUUAUGAAUUUAACGAUGAAAAUAUUGAUUACUACGGAAUUAGUGAUGAGGCACCAUGCCCUUUAUGCAAGUUCGACCAUUAUGAUGAGGAAG
Acaulospora colombiana is the source of this 1123-nucleotide messenger RNA. Lineage: Eukaryota; Fungi; Glomeromycota; Glomeromycetes; Diversisporales; Acaulosporaceae. The record is from the annotation of a GenBank genome assembly.